Xylona heveae TC161 is the source of this 799-nucleotide messenger RNA. RefSeq names its product outer membrane protein Tom13. NCBI's taxonomy places the organism in Eukaryota, Fungi, Ascomycota, Xylonomycetes, Xylonales, Xylonaceae. The coding region runs from base 136 to 540 and encodes 134 amino acids. Gene Ontology annotation, biological process: mitochondrial outer membrane translocase complex assembly; protein insertion into mitochondrial outer membrane. The record is from RefSeq and is a predicted model, not a curated record. The transcript has 2 exons. Gene Ontology annotation, cellular component: mitochondrial outer membrane.
AUAGUAUCAGGGUGACCCUGCUACGAUCAGAAAGUUGCUCGACUCCCUUCACAAGCUACGAAGCAAUCGAUAAAUCGGUCUUGAUACACCAGUCACACCUUUGGUUCCACCUCCUGCGCGUUUCACCUCCUCAUCAUGGCUUCACCCUCCGAUGAUGCCCGCGCGGAGCUGUACGACUCCUCCAUGACGAUCCCUUCCGACAGUGAGAAUUACUCCGCCAAUAAUGAGAUGUCAUCCUCGCCUCCUUCAUCUUCUAGCUCUCCUCUGGUGCUCUACUCUCCUCCGACAAUUUGGGGCUUGCUAAGAGGAGCUGCCAUCAAUCUCAUUCUUCCUUUUGUGAAUGGCUUGAUGCUGGGUUUUGGAGAGCUUUUGGCACACGAAGCCGCCUUCCGCUUAGGCUGGUCUGGUACAAAGAUCUUUCCGAGUCAUCGUAACAGAAAUGCGCGACCAAUUGGGCCUGGCAUCGAAGUGCGAGAUGACCGGUCGCAGCGGCGGAGCAGAGGUCAGGCCGAGUUGCAAGACCUGGCUACGCUCGAGUAACAUAAUUUGAAGGAAGCAUGUGGCAACAGAAGAUCGUUUCAAUAACAUGAUUUGUAUAUAGAAGUUACCGGAAGGGGUGGUUUUUCUGACUUUAUACAAAGGAAUUGCGACUAUAAAAGAGGAGUUUGGUUAUACAUAGCUGGAAGAGUCGAGUAUUUUACAGUUUCAUAUGGCUGAUCUAAUGGAAAAUGAAAUUCAAGCCAAAAAGUCUCUUUGAGUCUGAUUAUCCCGUUAUGUAUAUCCAUUCGGAGUCUCCAGC